AAACGGGACUGUUUGUUCUGGAUUUGGGGCGAGGAAGGUCUGCGAGCGCUGACAACCGACUGAAGAAGCCACAGCGUGUCACCGACAGACCUCUGGGGCUACCUCGGGAAACCACCGCCGCACCGACUGAGAUAUGAUCACCCAAUAGGAUUAGAUCGCAGCUGCACAGCAACAAACAUAGCGUCGAGUAAGGAGUAUAAUGGCCUGAGGGGGGUCCCCCCGGUCCCGCCUGCCCCUGCCAGGUCCAAUCUGCUUAAACUGUCGGCUCAGCCACUGCAACCCAUCUCUGCCAUGGGGGACGGACUGGAUGCAGGCAGCAGCCAGAACCCUCCCUCUGCCCCACCCCCUCUCUCUUUCAACCCUGCACCCCCGGAAACAUGGAACCCCUCCAGACCCCGACGGCAGACCAACCAGCUACAGUUCCUGCUUAAAGAAGUGUUGAAGACAUUAUGGAAACACCACUUUGCAUGGCCCUUCCAGAAUCCUGUAGAUGCCCUCAAACUCAACUUACCUGACUAUUAUAAGAUCAUCAACAGCCCUAUGGACAUGGGCACCAUUAAAAAACGACUAGAGAACAACUACUACUGGAACGCCCAGGAGUGUAUCCAAGACUUCAACACAAUGUUCACAAACUGCUACAUCUACAACAAGCCGGGGGAUGACAUUGUCCUGAUGGCGGAGGCCUUGGAAAAGGUCUUCCUCUGUAAGAUCACAGAGAUGCCGGAGGAGGAGAAGGAGAUUGCUCUGGUUACCAAAGGACGCAGAGGGCCCAGACGGGAUACAGGUCUGAUAAAGUCAGAUUCAGGACAGGAGUCAUCGUCCCCCUCCAGCACCCCCCACACUCGAGGCUUCUCCUCCCCCCAAACAACCCCACAUAGCCAUGCUGUACCGGCCCCUCAAGUUCUUCCCCCCCUGGCCCUGCCUCAGCCUCAACCUCAACCUCAACCUCAGCCUCAGCUUCAGCCUCAGUCUCAGCCUCAGCCCCCGCCCCCACCCCCACGUGUGCCUCCUACACCUGCCUCCCAUGCAUCCCAUCUAGGACUCCCUUUUUCCCUCUCGACCCCUGACAUCCUGGCACAGGGAAUGACUUCGGUUUUCCCUGCAGCCCCAGCACACCCAGGCCUCCAUCAGCCACCGAUGCUGCAGAGCUCCCCUGCACUUGUUAAGCAAAGGACGAGCAAGAAGAGGAAAGCAGACACCACCACGCCCACAGCCAACGACCAGCUCAGCGAAUCAUCCCCUGUCUCCACUGAGGCUCGUCCUCGCAGAGAGAGCAGUCGCCCAAUGAAGCAACCAAAAAAAGAAGCAUCCCAGCCGGACUCCCAGCAUCACCUGGGAGGCGUUUCGGAGACGGGAGGGGCGGUGACGCAGAAGCGGCAGGACUAUCUGCGAUUCUGUUCACGCCUCGUCAAAGAGAUGCUUUCCAAGAAACACGUAGCAUACGCCUGGCCUUUUUACAAGCCUGUGGAUGUAAAAGCUCUCGGUCUUCAUGACUACCACGAAAUCAUCAAACACCCCAUGGACCUCAGCACCGUCAAGAAAAAGCUGGACAGCAGACAGUACAGAGACGCUCAAGAGUUCGCAACAGACGUCCGGGUGAUGUUCUCCAAUUGUUACAAGUACAAUCCCCCCGACCAUGAUGUGGUUGCCAUGGCUCAAAAACUACAGGAAAUGUUUGAGAUGCGUUUUGCCAAAAUGCCUGAGGAGCCAGAGGAGCCCGUCCCUGUUCCCACCCCAUCGUCGGCCCUACACCCUGCCCCCUCCACUCGACAAGCCCCGCCUCCUUCUACCGUCUUUGAGAGGGACAGCUCCAGUUCCUCCGAAUCGGAGUCCUCGGGAGGAGACUCAGAGCACGAAAGGCAGCAGCGAUUGGCAGAGUUACAGGAACAGCUUAAAGCUGUGCACGAGCAGCUGGCAGCACUCUCACAACCCCCAGUUACUAAGCCUAAGAAGAAAGAGAGGGAGAAGAAGGAGAGGAAGAAAGAAAAGCAUAAGAAGAUGGUGGGAGCAGAGGAGCCUGUGGAGAGCCCUCCGCCUGUGGUGCUCCAGUCUUCUAAGAAAAACAAGAGCAGCAAGGAGCCAAUCGUUGUGAAGAAGGAAAGGAAAAAGCCGGGAAAGAAAGAAGGGGUUAAAAACAGCCGCCCGAAUGUGCUUCCCCCGCUCGGGCCGACUCCUCUGGUCCCUUCGGCUGCUCUUGAAGCGGAGGAUGACAUCGAUACGCUCGGGGCGGGAUCUGCAGACAGAUCCAAGCCAAUGUCGUAUGAGGAGAAGCGUCAACUGAGCCUGGACAUCAACAAGCUGCCCGGUGACAAACUAGGCCGUGUCGUGCACAUAAUCCAGACACGUGAGCCGUCUCUGAAGAACUCCAACCCAGACGAGAUCGAGAUCGACUUUGAGACGCUGAAGCCCUCCACGCUGAGAGAGCUGGAGAAAUACGUCUCCAGCUGCCUCAAGAAGAAGAAGAAGCCAUCAGCAGAGAAACCUCUGGAGAUGUCGAAUACUUCAAAGAUAAAGACAGAGUCCUCGUCUUCAGGCAGCAGUGACUCCUCUGAUAGUGAAGACUCUGAGAAUGCAGGGCUGGUUCCCAAGCUGCAGAAGAAGAACUUGAUUAACAAAGACAUCAAGAGACCGCUUCACCAGGUCCUCAGUGCUGCACCGGCUCCGGUCGCUCCUCAGCCUCAGCCUCCGGCUGUCCAGUCCAAACCCCCGUUUGUCCCCCCUCCCCCUGUCGCCGUCUCGGUCCCGUCUCUGGACUCCCAGCUGCUGGGCUCUGGAUUUGAUCCUCUGGCUCACUUCAUGAACCCCCACCUGACACAGUCCAACACAGAGCCCAAUCCAAGCAUCAAUCCUGCUGUUGCCCCCGCCAUGUCCGGCCCCCUCAACGCAAACACACCCACCGGCCAGGCGACAGCUGAGACGCACCCUUUCCUAAACCAACACCCAAUGAUACCUUCACCAGCGGUCCAUAAUGCUCUUCCCCAGCAGCCAUCGAGACCUAGCAACAGAGCAGCGCCGCUCCCUCCAAAAGUCCCCCAGCCUCCCCCAUCCACCCUCCCCUCCCUGCCUCCAUCGCCCUCUCCCCAACUUCAGCCCUCGCUGCCACUCCCACUCCCCCAGCCCGUUCCCCGUCCUCGCGUCCCCUCACCCCCAUCGCACGGAAUCUUGGGUACCCUCUCAGCACAACCGCCCCAAGCCCUCCUGGAGGAUGACGAAGAGCCCACGCCCAACAGCUCUGACAUCACUUCCCUCAGUCAGGUUCACAGCUUCCUGCAGUCUCUCCAGGCUCGACCCUCUGCACCGACUCUUCACACGCUCACACAUUCGCCCGUGCAGAACGCCUCUCAGCUCAUGCAGUCAAUGAACGCACAGUCUGUGACCCCAUCCAACCCCGCCCUGACGCAGAGACACAGCUCGGGUCAUUCACACUUGCGGCAGCCCUUCCCACAUAUGAACACGUCAACGCCACAGCAGCAGCAGAAAGGGGUGGCCAUGCAGCAGAAGGUGCAUCAGAUGCAACAUCAACAGCAGUCCCCACGCAUCAAAGCAGAGCCUUUCUCAACAGGUUGCCAACGUGAGAGCCCAUCUCCACUGAUGAUGCACUCUCCUCAGAUGCCUCAGUUCCACUCAAUGGGACAUCAGUCGCCCCCGCAGACCAAGAAACAUGAGCAGAGGUCCAACCUGGUGGGGGUCAAAGAAGAGAAGCCGACCCAGUCGCCCGUUCUGCCCCCCUCGCCUUUCAGUCCUGUUAUGCGGCAAGACACACACAAACCUGACAACAAACACAGAUUAGAGUCAAAGUCAUUGGACAAUUCUCGCACUGGUUCCCGCCACACAGAGUCCCCAGUCCCCCCCUGCUCCCAGCAGGACAUCAAAAUCAAACAAGAGCCCAAAACUCCAAUCGCUGCCAAGAAGACACAGGAUGUGAAGUUAAAGAACAUGGGCCCUUGGGCGAGCCUGGCUCAGAGGUCCCAGUCCACGCCGGCCUCCUCUGUGCGCUCCUCCAGUGACAGCUUCGAACAGUUUAGACGGGCCGCCAAGGAGAAGGAGGAGAGAGAGAGACAGCUGAAAGCACAGGCCGAGCAGGCCAGGAGAGAGCAGGAGAAGCUACGCCGUGAUGACGAUGGCACCAUGGAGCACUCUCGUCGGGCGCAAGAAGACACCCGCCGUCGCCAGGAGCAGCAGUCACCUCUCGCUCCCACACCUCCAGCUUCCACCCCGCCCACUCACUCUCCACAGGCCCCGCCCCCUCCGCAACAAGCUCCAACCCCGCCCUCUUCAGCUGCACAGAAUGCCCUUGACCAGAGGGAGAUAGCACGCCGCCGCGAGCAGGAGAGGCGCAGAAGAGAGGCGGUGGACCCCAUUGACAUUAACUUCCAGAGUGACCUGAUGGCCAUCUUUGAGGAAAACCUGUUCUGAUUGUGGAAAGCAGAUGGUGGGAGUGAAAGAAGGACCUGUAGACACACAUAAGCAAAAUUUUCCAAACAUGCAUCUAAAACCACAAAGCUCUGAAACACGGUCGCUGCUCUCACACAAACACAAACACAGACUCGAUAGUAACUGUCCCUUUCUCUCAGUAGUUGAAACAGCUGGCUUGUGUCAUGUGAAUGAGAGGGGGGAAGUGAAAUUGAAAUAAGCAACCCUCCUUUCCUCCAACCUCAGAUACGUUUUGGUGUCUGGCUUGGUGUUGAUGGUCGUUGGCUCUGGGUCCCCGGGUCGGGCCGGGCUAGUCCAGCAGUGAAAUAAUCAGUCAGCUGUCUCCCUUGGAAAAAAAGAAAUCAAGACAAGCAGAAUGAAAAGGAGGGGGACAGGACUUUACAUAAAAAAAUAAUGGUUUAAUUUAAGAAGUUCAAUGAAAGCCGUAUUCUAUAAUGUCUGAGAAGAAAGAAGGAGGUGUAGAAGGAACAGGUGAACAAAUUUAUAAACAGAAAGAUCACUUUGUUUUUGUCUUUUCCUCUCUUCUAAUCUGUCUAUUUUUACUUUCUGUUGGUUUUUUAACCGAAGCUGGUGUGGUCUAGUUUGUCGGGCACAGGGGUCACAUGAGAGUGGCAUGUUUUCUCUGGACACAGCGGGGGGGUGGGACUCAACACCCCCCCCCCGGCCACUUUCACACACUCGCGAUCCAUCCUUCCUCCCUUCACUUCUUAUUCUCUCUCUCCAAGUCAAUAAGAUGGAGGCGUCGUCAGUGACGCUGAUAAGGAAGGAACGGUCAUUAGGAACGUCUCAAGAGUGUGUCCUUUGCCUUAGCGCUCCGGCCUGUAAACUAACAAUCAUACCCUACAAAUUAUACAUAUUAUAUAUAUAAAUAGAUACAUGAAUAUAUAUUAUAUACGACGCAACAUCAGCGCAAAAAGAACAUGAGAGGGAUUUAGGAUUUGGGAGGAGUAACGCUCGUCUCUGUGUUCAUCUCUGAGCUCUGGUUUUUGAUUUUGUAGAAUUUACUGUAAAGAAGAAAAAAACUUUUUUAUGAUUCUAUCGAGAGGAUUGUUUCGUCCGUGGUAUUCUCUCUUAACUUUUUUUUUUUCUGAUUAUUUUUUCUCGACUCUAUGCCAAAACCAAUCUAUUGAGUGCUGAAAGUUCAUUCUCAUUUUUUACGUGUAAAAUGCAUCUUCUUUUCACUUUAUAUUAAAGGCUAUGUUUUUAUUGCUAUUUAAUUUUUCCUUCAUCCCCCCAUCUAAAUCUGAAGUUCUGCAACCGUUUGCUCUGUAACAGUUUGAUGAAGCGGUUCCACCAUCAUCAUCAUCAUCGUCGUCGUCAUCGUCGUGUGUCACUACUUUACCAGACACGUCAUUAUGUGUUCAGUACCUUCACUUCACUCAUCAUUACUCACUUCUUUUUUUUUUUAAGUUUCCUCUCAUCAUGUACAUGUUUUUAGUCUGUCCUCCUCACAGCUUCAGUCUGUAUUUUAGGUUCCUGUUUGUCAUCUUUUUAGUCUUUUAGUUUUCUUUUUGAAGUCUUUCAUCGUCCAUGCUAACUGAUUUGGGAUGUCGUGUGCCAUUGUGUUUUUAUGGAAGCAGGACGCUCUCCUGGUUUCCUUUAGGUUGGCCCAGAGAUCUGUGAGUGUUUUCGACUCUAUAAUCACUUUUUUUAAUGUUUCAUUCAUUUCUUUUCCCUUUUCAUAUUUGAUUGUUUUGAGUUUUUUAUUUUUUUUCCUUUGCUUUUUUUCUCUGAUUUUAUUUUAUCCAGAACAACCUGUUGGUAUGUUGGUGAGUGAGGCAUUGAGGUCAAUAGAUUCAUCUUGUUCAGAUUAUGGAGUAAAGCAUCUUUUUUAAGAAAAGUAUUAAAAUAAUAUUUAAAAAAAUCUUUACACAA
Notolabrus celidotus (New Zealand spotty) is the source of this 6309-nucleotide messenger RNA. Its product is annotated as bromodomain-containing protein 4-like. The coding region runs from base 292 to 4416 and encodes 1374 amino acids. NCBI's taxonomy places the organism in Eukaryota, Metazoa, Chordata, Actinopteri, Labriformes, Labridae. Gene Ontology annotation, biological process: positive regulation of transcription elongation by RNA polymerase II; chromatin remodeling. Gene Ontology annotation, cellular component: chromatin; nucleus. The transcript has 22 exons. The record is from RefSeq and is a predicted model, not a curated record.